This is a messenger RNA of Ctenopharyngodon idella (grass carp), 2875 nucleotides long. It is a transcript of the gene prelid1b, whose product is annotated as PRELI domain containing 1b. The transcript has 6 exons. Gene Ontology annotation, molecular function: phosphatidic acid transfer activity. Gene Ontology annotation, biological process: phospholipid transport. The record is from RefSeq and is a predicted model, not a curated record. NCBI's taxonomy places the organism in Eukaryota, Metazoa, Chordata, Actinopteri, Cypriniformes, Xenocyprididae. Gene Ontology annotation, cellular component: mitochondrial intermembrane space. Bases 139 to 741 code for a protein of 200 amino acids.
UAUUCGGGAUUAUUCGCGCUCAUUUGUUUGCCUCGCUCGUGUGUGUCUGCGCGCGCUGCUGAUGGCUUUAUUUGAGCAAUGAGCGGAUAACAAUGUUGAGACAUUAAAAGAAGAGAUAAACAGAUGUGAUUGUAUGUGAUGGGGAAGCACUUCUUCAGUGAGACGGACAUCAAGAGCGCGUGGGAGCUGGUGUCGACGGCGUUCUGGCAGAGAUACCCGAACCCAUACAGCACUCACGUUCUGACAGAGGAUGUAGUUUUUCGCGAGGUGACGUCAGACAACCGCCUCCUGUCCCGGCGGCUCUUCACGAAGACCAAUCGCAUGCCUCGCUGGGCGGAGCGCGUCUUCCCGGGGAAUCUGUCGCGUACGGUUUACAUCAUCGAGGAUUCUGUCGUCGACCCCGGAAACAGAAGCCUCACCACGCUGACCUGGAACGUCAAUCACGCUACAUUUAUGCGUGUGGUGGAGCGUUGUGUGUUUCUCGGCGAGCAGGACCGGCCUGUCUGGACGCGGAUCACCAGAGAAGCCUGGAUCUCAUCAGGACUCUUCGGCCUUUCCAGACCGAUACAGGAGUUUGGUUUGGCCAGAUUCAGGAGUAAUCAGGCGAAAGCUAUGAAGGGUUUGGAGCACGCGCUGUCAAAUCUACAGAACGCAUCGACCGCAUCUCAUGGAGAUUCUGCAGAGAAACACAAGAACCUGAAUUCAGCCUCCAAAGCCCAGAAACCCCAGCAAUACAUUUGAUCAAUAUAAACAGAGUGGACUUCAUGAAACCUGUCGGGUAACAGAUCCUGGUCACAAGAAAAUCAAGCCUUUUUUCAGGACAGUUAAGAUGUUUUGCAUCAUGAGAUUAUUUUUAUGAUAAUUCUCAAGACUGUAUGGAAGCUCAUUUACACCAAAUAAGAAAAAACACAUUAAAAGUCAUAAUUAUGACAUGCUUAAUCGAAAUUAUGAAAUACAAAGAAAAAUUAUGACAUAAAAUUUUGAAAUUAUGACAGUCAUAUCUAUGAGAUUAAAAAAAGUCUAAGUUAUGAUAAAAAAUCAAAAUUUUGAUGUCAAAUUCGACUUUUUGUCAUAAUUAUGACUUUUAUGUUGUUUACUGUUUGUCAGUUUUGACUUAUGACAAUCAACUUUUUGUCAUAAUUAUGAAUUUUGUAUCAAUUUCGACUUACUGUACUGUCAAUUUUGACUUUUUAUGUAAUAAUUAUGACUUUUCUGUCAUAAUUUCAGCUGUUUGUCAAUUUUGACUUUUUAUGACAAUCGACUUUUUGUCAUAAUUAUGACUUUUAUGUCAAUUUAAACUGUAAAUUUUGACUUAGUAUGUCAAUUUCGACUUUUUAUGUCAUAUUGAGUACUUAAUGUCAUGAUUGCGACUUGUCCUAAUUAUGACUUUUAUGUUAUAAUUUCAUCUUUUUAAGUCAUAAUUUUGACUUUUCAUCUCCUAAAUAUAACUUAGUAUGACAAUUUUGGCUUUUUAUGUCAGAAUUAUGACUUUGAUAUCAUAAUGUUGACUGUUUAUGUCAAUUUCAACUUUUUAUGUCAUAAUUAUGAUUUUUAUGUAAAUUUCAGCUGUUUACGUCAGUUUUGACUUAGUAUGUAAAUUUCAACUUUUUAUGUCAUAAUUAUGACUUUGAUGUCAUAAUGUUGACUGUUUAUGUCAAUUUCAACUUUUUAUGUCAUAAUCGACUUGUGUCAGAAUUAUGACUUUUGUGUCAACUUCAACUUUUCAAGUUUCAACUUAGUAUGCCAAUUUCAACUUUUUCUCAUAAUUAUAAAUUUUGUCAUAAUUUCGACUGUUUGUCAAUUUUGACUUUUUAAGUCAUAAUUUUGACUUUCCAUCUCCUAAAUAUGAUUUAUGUCAUGUCACUUUCAACAUUUUAUGUCAUGAUUUUUUUCUUAUGUGGCAGAAAUGUGCUUCCAUAUGACGACAAUACAAAAAAUUUAUUUUAACUGUGAAGUAUUUAUACUUUGUAAUAAGUGCACUGCCUUUAAUUUAUGCUAAUUUAAAUGUAAAAAUAUAAUAUAUAAUUUAAAAAGAAUGAUAAAGAACUCGAUGAGAAACUUUGGAGGAAUGUACUGAAAGUCACAAUUCACAAUUCUUAAUGGUCAUAAAAUCCAGAUGGUCAUAGAAUAAAAUCCUUUUGAUUUUGUGGUGAACCGUGACCUGAACAUGUUUUCAUGAGAUUCACCCAUAAAUCAAACAUCUUACCCAGAAGCAUCCUGUGAUGUGACCUUGUUUAAUGUAAAGCUCAGGUAAGAGAAGACUGGCGUUGUGCAUCAGAACAGAUGAAGAGCAGCUCUGAUCAAUAAAUCAUGUUUGUUUAGAAGUUUCAUUUAUUAGAAAUGAAAACUCAGGGAAAGAUACUUUGCAAUUGUGUACAACUGACACCGUCCCGCUGCAGUGUGUGUUUCUGAGUAAAGCUUUAUAGGUUAUAGUUCAUAUACUGUGAUAAUUAUCAUUUAAUCAAAUCACUUAUCAUCAGUUUAUGGAAAAUAAUUCAUCGAAUUUCAGGUCACAAGUUUAAAGCGAUAAACUUAAAGCUGUGCCUCUGACUCUGCUAAUGUUUUAAUUAGUUUCUAGUAAUAAUAUGGAAAAAACACCAUGGAUUACAAUUUAUAAAGCACCGAACAAUAUCAUUUUGAGCAUUUGUUUAACUUAUUAAACUAUGUUUUGUUGUAAUAUUUGUUUUGCUUCAUUUAGAUAUGUUUGUAAUCGCAUUCCUGAACCAAUGAUUUAGUGUGAAAUGUCAGGAAAUGUUUCAGAAUGAGGAAUAUUGUUGUGGAAAUUAAUAUUUCACUGUUCUGUAAUUGUAUCAACUUUGCUUUUGUUUGAAAAGAUGAGAUAUGGACUCUUUAAAUAAAGAAACAAAUGACGAAA